Messenger RNA from Pangasianodon hypophthalmus (striped catfish), 2609 nucleotides. Its product is annotated as cytochrome P450 2K1-like. The record is from RefSeq and is a predicted model, not a curated record. The transcript is spliced from 9 exons. Gene Ontology annotation, cellular component: intracellular membrane-bounded organelle; cytoplasm. Gene Ontology annotation, biological process: xenobiotic metabolic process. The coding region runs from base 45 to 1559 and encodes 504 amino acids. Gene Ontology annotation, molecular function: iron ion binding; oxidoreductase activity, acting on paired donors, with incorporation or reduction of molecular oxygen, reduced flavin or flavoprotein as one donor, and incorporation of one atom of oxygen; heme binding. Lineage: Eukaryota; Metazoa; Chordata; Actinopteri; Siluriformes; Pangasiidae.
AACACUGGUCAGAGAGCUAGAUUUGAAAACCUUUACAUUUUAGAAUGGCGGUGGUGGAAAGUCUUUUUCUGCAGGCUACUGGCACAAGCAUAUUACUUGGUGUCGUGGUUUUCAUGGUGGUUAUUUAUUUCUAUUUAUCAAGCUCUAGCUUUAAGGAAGAAGCUAAUGAACCUCCAGGACCCAAACCACUUCCUCUCCUGGGAAACCUGCUCCAGCUAGACUUGGACAGACCCCAUGAAGCACUUUCUGAGCUUGCCAAGACGUACGGAUCUGUGUUCAAAGUAUAUUUUGGUACCAAGAAAAUCAUUGUCUUAGCAGGGUACAAAACAGUGAAACAAGCACUUGUUAACUAUGCUGAGGAAUUUGGGGAAAGAGAAAUCAAUCACACAUUCAAGUUUGCUGAGGAACAUGGAAUCUUGUUUUCUAAUGGGGAGAACUGGAAAGAGAUGAGACGUUUUGCUUUAACAAACCUUCGAGACUUUGGAAUGGGCAAGAGAGGCAGUGAAGAGAAAAUCACUGAGGAAAUCCAAUACCUUAAAGAAGUGUUUGAGAGCUUUGGAGGAAAACCAUUUGACACAACUGAACCAAUGAACUAUGCUGUCUCCAACAUCAUCUCAUCCAUUGUGUAUGGAAACAGAUUUGAGUACAGUGAUCCUCAAUUCAAAGAAAUGGUCAAAAGGGCAAAUGAGAAUGUCAGGAUUGGUGGGUCAGCUUCUAUGCGAAUCUUCAACAUACUUCCCUGGAUAGGUCCAUUCUUGAAAAGCAGAAGAACACUCCAUGCGAAUGGUGAGAAAAACAAGAAGCAGGUUCGUGAGCUGGUGAGUGGUCUUCAGGAAACGCUAAAUCCAGAGGAACGCAGAGGAUUUGUCGACUCUUUUCUCCUCCGCAAACAAAGUGAUGAGCAAUCAGGACAGAAAAACUCUCGUUUCAAUGAGAAGAAUCUUAUCGCCACAGUGAUGAAUCUUUUUGUUGCUGGCACUGACACCACUAGCACAACACUGCGCUGGGGGAUGCUGCUUAUGGCUAAGUACCCUCACAUACAGGUUCAGGUCCAUGAGGAGAUUGACAGGGUGAUUGGAGGUCGUCAGCCAGUGGUGGAGGACAGGAAGAACUUGCCUUACACAGAUGCAGUGAUCCAUGAAAUCCAGAGACUGGCCAAUAUAAUUCCCAUGAGUCUACCCCACACCACCAGCUGUGAUGUGAACUUCAAUGGCUUCUUUAUUAAGAAGGGCACAACUGUUUACCCUCUACUGAUGACUGCGUUGAGGGAUGAGAGUCAGUGGAAGAGCCCACACACCUUCAACCCAGAAAACUUCCUUGAUGAACAGGGACGAUUUGUUAAAAAAGAUGCCUUCCUGCCUUUUUCUGCAGGGCGCAGGGUGUGCCUGGGAGAAAGCCUGGCCAGGAUGGAGCUCUUCCUCUUCUUCAGCUCCCUCCUGCAGCACUUCCGCUUCACUCCUCCACCAGGGGUGUCAGAGGAUCAGCUGGACCUCACAGGUGUGGUUGGGAUUACAGUGAACCCCUCUCCCCACAAGCUUUGUGCAGUGAAACGGACCUAAUCAAAGGAAGAUAAGCAAGGCAAUAAUACUUCAGAGGAUAGGAAAAAGCCUAUUUUUCAUUUUACUUCAUAUUGAUGGAUGUAAAAAAAAAUUUUCAUACAAUUUAAAAUCCUGAAACCUGUAUAAUAUUACCACAAUUCACUUUUCUUUAAGUUAUGUCUUACCAUUAACAACAUAAAGUUCACUGACAACUUCUCUAGGUUAAUUCCACAACUGAGUGCAUCUACACAGUGCAUACUUUCAAAUCUGCCAUUUGUUUGUUUGCACAGGUUUUUGAGCUGGAAAUUCAAACAAGAUUAUUCUGGUUUGAUUAGGUUUUAAACUGUUAGCACAGACAGUAUAUGUACUGUAAGAACAACUCUGAUGUCAACAAUUAUUUAUUUUAACAAAAUUAUUAUUGAUGCUAAAACUUAUUUUAAGCAACACAUUAAGCGGGAUAAAAUGUUAGUGUGAGGGGUAGGGUUAGUAAGACCAAAGGGAAUUGUAGAGCUAGCCUCUUUCAAGGCAUCUGUUUACUUAAGCACACAUUCACAUUGACAAACAAAAAGUACAUGCAUUAGUGUAGCAUGAGAACAACCCACAACUUCUAAUCUUUGGAAAAGAAACUUUGUUUAAAAUCAUUAAAUCAAGGCUAGAUUAAAACUACAUCAUUGACUUACUAUUAUAAAUCUAAAAAAUAAUAUAGACCUUGCAAGAGAGUUGGUUUAUCUGGAAAAGUCUUCUUUGCAGUUAGUUUUUUUUUUACUUGAUUACAUUUGAUCUAAUGUGAAUUGUUACAUAGCUUCUCCGCAGAUAUGUGCAGAACUGCACUGUAGUUGAUUGAUCUGUGUAUACUAUUUGUUAACAUAUUUUGCAAAAAUAAAAAUGAAUAUGUACUGCAAUUCUUUUGUAUAUACUGUGGCUGCCAUUUCAAAGUAAUGAAUCAGUGAGCUCUUAAUUUUUUUGUACAAUUUUGUGUUCAAGUCAGUAUUUCUAAAGACUAAAGUGUAUAUGUAUUCACUGUAUUUUAUUAUGGCACUAAACACCUUAUAUAAUGAACACCAUUUUCCA